Molecule: messenger RNA, 2760 nt
Organism: Oryzias latipes (Japanese medaka)
Lineage: Eukaryota; Metazoa; Chordata; Actinopteri; Beloniformes; Adrianichthyidae
Gene: mmut
Product: methylmalonyl CoA mutase
Cellular component (GO): cytoplasm; mitochondrion
Molecular function (GO): metal ion binding; methylmalonyl-CoA mutase activity; cobalamin binding
Source: RefSeq, a predicted model, not a curated record
GGUCAAAGGUGAUGCCGUGUGACCACAGCACGGGAUUGGUCGAUCGCAGUGUGCUUACAGUUCAUUGGACAGGAAAACGCACGCCUUCUACCAACUCGAAUAAGAAAAAAACAAAACAAGCUACAAGGUCAUCUCUGAGCCGGCAGUAAGUAUGCUGUCUGCACACAAAGCAUGUGCAGCACUAGCCGCCCGCCGCCUGCUUCAAGCCUCCGCCUCCUCGUCCCACACACGCCACCGUCUCAUCCACACGUCCUCGUCGCAUCGGGACAGAUCCCAGCUGCAUCCGGAGUGGGCCAGCCUGGCUAAGAAACAGCUGAAAGGAAAGAACCCAGAGGAUCUAAUAUGGCGCACACCUGAGGGAAUCAGCAUCAAGCCGGUGUACACUCAGGCUGACUCAGAGGGACGUGCUGAUGAACUGCCGGGAACGUUUCCCUACACUAGAGGGCCCUAUCCCACAAUGUACACAUACAGACCAUGGACAAUCAGGCAGUAUGCUGGCUUUAGCACCGUGGAGGAGAGCAACAAAUUCUAUAAAGAUAACAUUAAAGCCGGCCAGCAGGGCCUCUCCGUGGCUUUUGACCUCCCAACUCACCGUGGUUACGACUCGGACAACCCCAGAGUCCACGGGGAUGUGGGCAUGGCCGGAGUAGCCAUAGACUCGGUGGAGGACAUGAAGCUGCUCUUUGAUGAAAUCCCUCUGGAGAAGAUGUCCGUGUCGAUGACCAUGAACGGCGCCGUCAUCCCAGUUCUGGCCAUGUUUAUCGUGACUGGAGAGGAGCAGGGCGUUCCCAAAGAGAAGCUAACCGGCACUAUUCAAAAUGACAUUUUAAAAGAAUUCAUGGUACGCAACACGUAUAUCUUCCCUCCGGAACCUUCCAUGCAUGCCAUAGCCGACAUCUUUGCUUAUACCUCCAAGAACAUGCCCAAGUUCAACUCCAUCUCCAUCAGUGGCUACCACCUUCAGGAGGCCGGGGCGGAUGCCAUCCUGGAGCUGGCCUACACUAUCGCCAACGGGCUGGAGUAUUGCCGGACGGGACUGAAAGCAGGUUUAACCAUCGACGAAUUUGCCCCAAGAUUGUCGUUCUUCUGGGGCAUCGGGAUGAAUUUCUACAUGGAAAUAGCCAAGCUGAGAGCCGCCCGGAGGCUGUGGGCCACACUCCUUAAAGAAAACUUCCAGCCCAAGAUUUCCAAGUCCCUCCUCCUGCGAACACACUGCCAGACGUCGGGCUGGUCGCUGACAGAGCAGGAUCCGUACAACAAUGUAAUCCGCACAGUGAUCGAGGGCAUGGCCGCCGUGUUCGGGGGCACGCAGUCCCUCCACACCAACUCCUUUGACGAGGCGCUGGGCCUUCCGACGGUGAAGAGCGCUCGCAUCGCCAGGAACACCCAGAUUAUCAUCCAGGAGGAGUCGGGAAUCCCCAAAGUGGCCGACCCCUGGGGGGGCUCGCACAUGAUGGAAACUCUCACCGAUGACGUUUAUGAUGCAGCGCUCAAGUUCAUUAAAGAGAUCGAGGAGAUGGGGGGCAUGGCCAAAGCCGUGGCAGAGGGCAUUCCUAAACUCCGCAUUGAGGAGUGUGCUGCACGAAGACAGGCCCGCAUCGACUCAGGAAGUGAAGUCAUUGUCGGAGUGAACAAGUACCGUCUGGAGAAAGAGGAGACGGUGGAGGUGCUGGCGAUAGAUAACACGGUCGUACGUCAGAAACAGAUUGAGAAGCUCAAAAAGGUGAGGGAAAGUCGAGACCCGGAGGCUGCGAGGAGCUGUCUGGCGGCCAUCGAGGAGUGCGCUCGGACCAGGGAGGGGAACCUUUUGGCCCUGGCUGUGGAGGCGGCUCGAGCCAGAUGCUCUGUUGGAGAAAUCACUGAUGCCAUGAAGAGAGUGUUUGGGGAACACAAGGCCAGCACACGGAUGGUGAGCGGAGCGUAUCGCAGCGAGUUCGGAGAACACGAAGAGAUCGCCGUGGUCCACAACAGAGUCGUAGAGUUCAAGAGGCACGAGGGCAGGAACCCUCGACUACUCGUGGCAAAAAUGGGGCAGGACGGUCACGACCGGGGAGCAAAGGUCAUCGCUACGGGUUUUGCAGACCUGGGGUUUGACGUGGACAUCGGACCGCUCUUUCAGACCCCUCUUGAGGUUGCCCAGCAGGCCGUUGAUGCGGACGUCCACUGUGUCGGCAUCAGCACGCUGGCUGCCGGACACAAAACUCUGGUCCCGGAGCUCAUCAAGGAGCUGCGGAAGCUCAACAGACCCGAUAUCCUCGUCAUAUGUGGAGGUGUCAUCCCGCCACAGGACUACGAGUUCCUGUAUCGGAGCGGCGUGUGCGCCAUCUUCGGUCCGGGAACCAGAAUCCCACAAGCUGCCGUUGAGGUCAUAGACAGCAUCGAGAAAAGCCUGGAAAGCAUGCGGCAAGCCAUGUGAAAACCAACCAGAGGGGAAAAAGUCAAGUCUGGACAAAACGUUUCCUCAUUCUUUGUUUUCUUUAAAAAAAACAAAACCUUAUAAUGUUAAUAUUUUUAGCAACAAUAUCCCUAGCUUUGAUCAUGACGUGGGUUUUCUGUUAUACUGUCAUGUCUCAGACAUUUUGGGUUUACUUUAAUGCUAGAAAUAUCUACUGAACUGAAUAAUCGCAUUGAUCUAAUGUUUGCCGAUCAGCACUUCCCCACGAGCUCUGAAUGUGUCUUUUUCUAAUCCACCAUUUCAUGUAAGUGUCUUUAAUGAAAAAUUGUUACAUAAAUCAAAACUUAUGUGAGCAAAAAUCCUCA